UUUUAAGCUAAGCUGUCUUGCCAAGGCGACGGAGAAGGAGAGACACGCCAUUGUCAAAUCCAAGAGCAACAAGAAAAGCAGAAAUGGCUGCAAAUUUCAUGCCGCCGCCGGCCACGGUGCAUCAGGCGGUUCAACCACUAGCCUUCUUGCUUGGUACUUGGAGAGGCCAAGGCGAGGGCAGGUUCCCCACUAUCUCCCCUUUCGCUUAUUCUGAAGAGCUCAACUUUUCUCACUCGCCUAACAAGCCCGUUAUAGCUUAUUCUUCAAAGACUUGGAAAUUGAACACCAAUCAGCCUAUGCACGCUGAAAGUGGAUACUGGAGACCCCAAAUUGAUGGGACCAUUGAAGUUGUAAUUGCCCAGAGCACUGGUCUAGCUGAAGUCCAGAAAGGAACAUUUGAUGCAGAACAGAGAAUUGUGAAGCUAAAGAGUGCACUUGUCGGGAAUGCUUCAAAGGUAAAGCAGAUAACGCGAGUUUUCAAAGUGGGUAAUGAAGAAUUAUCUUAUGUGGUCGAAAUGGCUACCAAUCUGAAUGAUCUUCAACCACAUUUGGAAGCUUCUCUUAAGAAGAUUUGAUGCUCGGAUGUCUAGCUUAUAAUAAAUAAGUUUGCAUGUUGUAUUUGAACUUGCAGUUUUUCUUCGAUUAUCCGAAGAUCUAGUCCGCACAGUUGUACUUCGAAAGAUUUUAUGCAAAGGUGUCCUAUUUCAUAUUA
Messenger RNA from Olea europaea var. sylvestris, 712 nucleotides. Its product is annotated as UPF0678 fatty acid-binding protein-like protein At1g79260. The record is from RefSeq and is a predicted model, not a curated record. NCBI's taxonomy places the organism in Eukaryota, Viridiplantae, Streptophyta, Magnoliopsida, Lamiales, Oleaceae. The transcript has 4 exons. The coding region runs from base 84 to 575 and encodes 163 amino acids.